Ipomoea triloba (trilobed morning glory) is the source of this 3075-nucleotide messenger RNA. RefSeq names its product receptor-like protein kinase 5. The record is from RefSeq and is a predicted model, not a curated record. The coding region runs from base 1 to 3075 and encodes 1024 amino acids. Gene Ontology annotation, biological process: protein phosphorylation. Gene Ontology annotation, molecular function: protein kinase activity; ATP binding; receptor serine/threonine kinase binding. Lineage: Eukaryota; Viridiplantae; Streptophyta; Magnoliopsida; Solanales; Convolvulaceae. The transcript has 2 exons.
AUGUCGAAACUAACCCCAUCAUCAUCAUCCCAAAUCAACCUCAAAAUGUGCAAACUGACCUCAUCAUCAUCAACCCAAAUCAACUUCAUCAUCCUCACACUUUUACUCUUCACUUUGCCCUUUUAUGGAAACAGCCAACCUAGUAUCAGUUCAGAGAGAUCAAUUUUGCUUCAAAUAAAGCACCAUUUUUCUAAUCCAUCCAAUCUUUCCCACUGGAAUUCAUUGUCGGAUCAUUGUACUUGGCCGGAGAUCACCUGUGGAGAUGGCUCCGUAACUGGAAUCCAGCUCACCUUCCUAAUGCUGAACCAAACCAUACCACCAUCCAUAUGUGACCUGAAAAACCUAACCAUUCUUGAUCUCAACCACAACUUCAUCCCUGGACCUUUUCCUGUAGCUCUGUACAAUUGUUCAGAUCUUGAAUUCUUGGAUUUGUCUUACAACUACUUCAAUGGCUCCAUCCCCAGUGAUAUUAACCAGCUUUCUUCUCGGCUGAUGGCUUUUAACCUCUCCUCAAACUUUUUCACUGAUGGCAUCCCACCAGCCAUUGGAGGACUAAAGCAGUUAAAAGAGGUUAAGUUUGGCGCCACUUUCUUAAGUGGCUCUUUCCCGCCAGAUAUUGGUGACUUGUUGAAUCUUGAAAUUCUGGUUUUGGACAAUAAUGCCUUUGCACCACAGAGCAUCCCGUCAAGCUUUACUCAAUUGAAGAAACUGAGGAAUCUAUGGAUCAAAAAUUCCAAUUUGGUUGGAGAAAUUCCUGAGAAUAUCGGUAACAUGACAGCUUUGGAAUUCUUGGCUUUAUCUGGAAAUAGUUUGAGCGGUAGCAUUCCAAGCAACUUGUUUCUGCUUAAGAAUUUGACAAAAGUUUACCUAUACGUAAACAAAUUGUCAGGUCCUAUUCCUCAGUCAAUUGAGGCCUUGAACUUGUAUUGGAUUGAUUUUUCCAAUAACACCUUAACCGGCAAAAUCCCUGAAGACUUUGGGAAGCUGAAAAAAUUGGAGGGGUUGGUUCUGUUCAAGAAUCAAUUGUCGGGCGAAAUACCAGAGAGCAUAGGUAGAUUACCAGCAUUGUGGGAUGUGAGGCUGUUCACCAACAAUCUGUCAGGUGUAAUUCCAGCAGACUUUGGUAAACAUUCGAAGCUGCAAACUUUUGAUGUUUCCACAAACAAUCUUGUGGGAUCAUUGCCAGAGGGGCUGUGUGAUAACAAGGUGCUUUCUAGCAUCAUUGCUUUUAACAACAAUCUUACAGGUGAGCUUCCAAAGUCUCUUGGGGAUUGUCAAACCAUGGGAAGUGUUCUAGUUGAAAAGAACCAACUUUCAGGUACAAUUCCUGAUGGUUUGUGGGCAGCUAGAAAUCUGUCAAGGUUCUUGAUUAGUGAUAACUUGUUUACUGGUGAGCUUCCACAAAAGAUUGCAUCGAAUGUGUCUCUAGUGGAUAUUAGCAACAAUCAAUUUUCAGGUGAAAUCCCUGCUGGAGUUUCUUCUUGGAAUAAUGUUGUUAACUUCAAGGCAAGCAAUAAUCUCUUUACCGGUGAAAUCCCUCAAGAACUGACGGCGCUGCAACAGUUAUCGGUUCUUUGGUUAGAUGGGAAUCAGCUUUCUGGGAAUUUCCCAUCAGAAAUUAUCUCAUGGAAGUCACUGACCUCCUUGAAAUGCAGCAGGAAUCAACUGUCUGGUGAAAUCCCUUCACCACUUGGUCUUUUGCCAAAUCUUAAUGAGUUGGACCUGUCUGGAAACCAACUUUCUGGGGAAAUUCCUUCCGCAAUAGGGCAUUUGAGGCUAACUUCACUAAACCUGUCUUCAAAUCAUCUCACUGGGAGAAUCCCAGGUGAGCUUGAAAAUGCAGCUUUUGAUAAGAGCUUCUUGAAUAAUCCUGGUCUUUGUGCAACCACCCCUUCAUUUGGCCUCAGUAUCUGCAAGCUGAAUACCAAGAAAUUGGAUAGUGAUUUAGUCAGAGUUAUAGCUAUUCUUGGAAGCAUAGCAGCAGCCUUGUUUCUAGCAGCCAUUCUCUUUGUGGUCUUUGUUUCAAGAAAGAAAAUGGAAAUAAAACAAGGACUAGUCCCAAAUUGGAAGCUUACACCAUUCCAUAGGCUAAGCUUCACAGAAUCAAACAUUCUGCCAAAUUUAAUAGAAGACAAUGUGAUUGGCAGUGGGGGUUCAGGGGAAGUUUACCUGGUACCCUUACAUCAUACAGGUGAAAAAUUUGCUGUUAAGAGGAUUUGGAAUUGCAAGAAGUUGGAUCAACAGCUUGAGAAGGAGUUUCAAGCAGAAGUGCAUAUACUUGGAACAAUUCGCCACUCAAACAUAGUGAAACUCCUGUGUGGAAUCUCUAGUGAAGAAUCUGAGCUUCUUGUCUAUGAGUUCUUAGAAAAUCGCAGCUUGGAUUUAUGGCUCCACCCAAAGAGAAGAUCAUAUGUUGCAUGCCCACCUCAUCACCAAGUCCUGCAAUGGCCAACCAGGCUGCACAUUGCCAUUGGGGCAGCUGAGGGGCUCUGCUAUAUGCAUAACAACUGCUCCCCACCCAUUGUUCAUAGAGAUGUGAAAUCAAGCAACGUGCUUUUAGACUCUGAGUUCAAGGCUAAAAUUGCAGACUUUGGUCUAGCAAGAAUGUUGAUCAAGCCUGGAGAAGCUAACACAGUCUCAACAGUGGCUGGCUCUUUUGGCUACAUAGCUCCAGAGUAUGCACACACAGCAAAAGUGAACGAGAAGACUGAUGUGUACAGCUUUGGGGUGAUCCUUUUGGAGCUUGUUACCGGAAGGGAACCCAAUGAUGGUGGCACUGCAGAGUUGUGCCUGGCUGAUUGGGCGUUCAAACACGUCCAAGAAGGAAAACCCAUAGCUGAUGCACUAGAUGCAGGUAUCAAGAAGCCACAGUACUUAGAUGAGAUGCAAUCUGUGUUCAAACUCGGCAUCAUCUGUACUAGCAAACUUCCUUCCACAAGACCUACCAUGAAAGAGGUCCUGAAAAUCCUGCAUUGCAACCAUCAUUCUUGCAUUGUUUCACCACUCCUUAAAUAUUCAGGGAGUGAGAGGACCUCAGAGAGUGAAGAUGAUGAUGAAUCUAAGUCCAUGGUGUGA